Molecule: messenger RNA, 1362 nt
Organism: Aspergillus niger
Lineage: Eukaryota; Fungi; Ascomycota; Eurotiomycetes; Eurotiales; Aspergillaceae
Exons: 4
Coding region: 1-1362 (453 amino acids)
Biological process (GO): protein homooligomerization
Source: RefSeq, a predicted model, not a curated record
AUGUCGAGUGAGGUUGGCCGACCGACGCUAAGUCAAUCUCCCAGCAAUGGGCAUCCCAAAUGCACCCUUCCUCUAGAGAAGGUGUUUUCAAUCCAGAUAGGAACUGAGCUCUUCCGUCUUUCGGGAGCUUCGAUUGCUUCCGAUGCCCCGUCAUACUUUUCCCGCUUCUUCGAAGAACAGCUUCGCCUGAACGGAGACAGCAAUGUCAGGACCCUGUAUAUCGACCGUGAUCCUACCACGUUUCAGGAGAUUGCCAGGCAUCUGCAAGGCUACCAUAUACAGCCCAAAGAUGGGCCGCAGUUCGUCAAGUUCUUCGCGGAUGCCCAAUUCUAUAGCCUUCCUCGAUUGAUCUCCCAGCUGUUCGAGUCGGAGAUCUUCAUCCGUAUUGGCGGCCACAACUUCCAGAUUCCUCGCGAUAUCUUCUCCAGCCCAGGGGAUUCGCCGAAUUUCUUUACACUGGGAUUCGCCGCCUUCUUCGCCUCGCCACUGGAAGUAUUUCCCGGGCUGGACCGUCAAGGCCUCCUACGCCCUCCAGCCAUCACCCCACCCAGCGUCCCCAGCCGCUCGGGGGAGGUCUUUGCGCAGCUCCUCCAUCUCCUUCGCGGAUAUCCUCUGGAUAUUCGAAACGAAGCGCGUCGUGCAGAGCUCCUGCGGGAUUGCCGCUACUUCCAUCUGCGGGGCCUGGAGCAGCAGCUCAUACCACACCAUAUCAGCUUCAAUCCGAUCCGCAAACGGGAUGAGAUUGUCAUCCGUCUCGAAGACGUCCGUCGAUCGGGCAUCGACGUAGACGACAUCCCUCUUCCUCCUGGCCACAGUCAGGCUGACGCCAUGUCUGCAGCCUUGGUCACUUACUCUCGCCCGUUUGUCGAUGAUAAGAAGUACGAUCUGAUCCUCGAGAUAGGGGACGAAAGCACCAUCCUUGACAUCACCAGCAGACGUCCCACCUUUUUGGGCUCCACAAAAGCCCGCGUGAGCAGCCUUCUGCAGGUGAUAGCGGGCAAGAAGGGAGACCAGAACCGACCAGCGGGACAAAAGGAGAGUGCACCGGAAGACCGUCUGUGGGCCUCUCUCUCCAUGGAUACCGACAUGACAGUCGAUGGGGAAAGGGAGUAUUUCCCCGACAUUCUCCGGGAGAGCAUGUCGGGGUCGGAAAGUUUGUUGGAGGAGCCGUCGAGGAAGCGCAAGCGCGUUGAAGAGGCUUCCAUUAAUCGUCCAUGGAUUGUGCGCAACGGACAGUGGCGGCUGUGCAUGCAACCGAGGGCCAAGGGAGAUGGGAUGGAUAUCGUCAUGAUUGCAGUGAAGUUGGAGGUGUUUACGUUGCAAAGGACGCGCAAUAAGCAGAGGAAGUUCCUUUCGUCUUGA